AUGCUCGAGGUGAGUCCUCAGGAAUCCGGCGGGUGUGCUUGUGCUUUCUGGCUCGCUUGUGCUGUUCAAGCACUUCGUGCAGAAGUGGGCUGUCGCCGUGAUUAUCACGACCAGUCGGCGGAAUCUCGGCCUCUGCGAAUUGGUGCCACGACGCGCCGGAGUCCAUAUGCGUGGCUGUGCCGCGGUACCACUGUUGAGAAAAGCUUCUCGCACGAUGAGGCCGCUACAACUGUCACUGCAGAAGUUUCUCGUGAUUGGGUCCUGAGGCUUCCAUCUGUGAUCGUUGACAACUACGACGACGAUCAGUUUUUCACGCUUUUCUCCGAUAUUGUUAUGUGUGACAUCCUUCCUGCAGAUAGAAAUGUGAAUGUUCAGUGUGAACUAGCUAUAGAUCCCACUCAACAUAAAUACUGGAUGGCAUGGCCUCCGCUCUUCACUUAUGCACCUCAUUGGGUGAAAAUUCCAACCAAAGAGCGGCCUCCGCGCGCGAUAGCUGGAGGCAACACCGCGCAUGAUCUCUGCAAGGUGGAAACCCUUCGACCUACUGAUGCGACGAACGCAAUCCUGCCCUCUUACUGUCGGAAGAAUAUCGGUGGCUAUCUGGGCUUCUGUGCAGGAUUUGAAGCGAGAUGUCCGGACCUCACCUCGGCUGCAUGGAGGGCUGCUUUGAGGAUGGCGUAG
This is a messenger RNA of Postia placenta MAD-698-R-SB12, 681 nucleotides long. RefSeq lists its product as hypothetical. The record is from RefSeq and is a predicted model, not a curated record. The coding region runs from base 1 to 681 and encodes 226 amino acids. Lineage: Eukaryota; Fungi; Basidiomycota; Agaricomycetes; Polyporales; Adustoporiaceae. The transcript is spliced from 6 exons.